GACCAGUUUGAUAAUCUGGACAAACACACCCAGUGGGGCAUCGACUUUAUUGAACGCUAUGCAAAGUUUGUCAAGGAGAGGCUGGACAUAGAGCAGACCUAUGCCAAGCAGCUAAGGAACUUGGUGAAGAAAUACUGUCCUAAACGCUCUAAAGAAGAGGAGCCGAGGUUCACAUCAUGUCUGUCUUUCUACUCCGUACUGAAUGAACUCAACGACUACGCCGGGCAGAGGGAGGUGGUUGCCGAGGAGAUGUCUCACAAGGUGUACGGAGAGCUGAUGAGGUACAGCCAAGACUUCAAAGCUGAGAGGAAGCAUCAUCUACAGGAGGGCAGGAAGGCCCAGCAGCAUUUGGAUCAUUGCUGGAAACAGAUGGACAAUAGUAAAAGGAAGUUUGAGAGGGAGUGUAAAGAAGCAGAGAAAUCCCAGAUUACCUAUGAUCGGUUAGAUAAUGACAUCAACGCCACUAAAUCUGAGGUGGAGAAGGCCAAAGCCCAGUUCUACCUGCGCACCCACAUGGCCGACGAGAGUAAGAACGAGUACGCCGCUCAGCUACAGAACUUCAACGGAGAGCAGUGGAAAAAUUUCAACAAUGCCAUACCACACAUCUUCAAGAAUCUGCAGGACAUGGACGAACGUCGGACGGUAAAGCUCGGUGAGACGUACCGGAGCUUUGCCGAGGCGGAGCGCAGAGUCAUUCCCAUCGUCUCCAAAUGUCUAGAAGGGAUGGUUUCUGCUGCCAAAGCUGUCGAUAGCCGAAAGGAUUCAAUAAUUGUGGUGGAGUCGUUUAAAUCGGGCUUCGACCCUCCAGGCGACUUCCCCUUCGAGGACUUCAGUCAGCAUCUGAGCAGGUCAGGUUCAGAUGGGACCAUCAGCAGCACACCCAAAGUAGAGAGAGAACGAGAGGCCCCGGCGCCACGGUCCGACCCUAAACACCCCAUGAGCAAAACCAAGAACAAGCUGUGGCUGUUUGGGAAGAAACCAAAGUCUCCUUCCUCCUCUCCCCCUUCACCACCUUCGUCUUCCCGUUCCCGGUUCAGCACUGACUUAGUGAGCCACUAUCUCUCUGAGAUAAAGACUACACCCAGAAAGCCUCAGAAUUUGAAAGGCCUGAGACGAGGGGUGAGACAGGAGGCCCCAUCUCUGGAGGAUUACAGCCACUUACCGCCCGAGCAGAGGAGGAAGAGGCUGCAGCAGAGGAUCGACGAGCUCGGAAAAGAGCUCCAGAAAGAGAUAGAUCAGAGAGAUGCCCUGAACAAGAUGAAGGAUGUGUAUGAGAAGAAUCCACAGAUGGGAGACCCCAUCAGCCUGCAGCCCAAAAUAUCAGAGACUAUGUGUAACAUGGAGAAGCUGCGCUCAGAACUCCACAAAAACGAGACUUGGUUAUCGGAGGUGGAGGGGAAGCAGAGCUCCAGAGGAGACAGACGACACAGCGCCGACAACCACCAUCACACUCCUCAAGGCAGAGAGAGUCCUGAGGGCAGUUACACAGACGACACCACGCAGGAGCAUCAGACGCCUCAGAAGCGCACGACCCCUCCAAAGCCCGGGCAACCCAACCCCGACCCGCACGAGUUUGACGACGAAUUUGACGACGACGACCCGCUGCCGGUCAUCGGACACUGCAAAGCGCUCUACUCCUUCGAUGGUCAGAACGAGGGGACACUGGUGAUGGCAGACGACGAGGUGUUGUACAUCAUCGAGGAGGACAAAGGCGACGGCUGGACGAGGGCGAGGAAGCAGAGCGGCGAGGAGGGCUACGUCCCAACCUCCUACGUAGAAAUCACCAUGGAGAAAAACAGCAAAGGUGCUGUCACCUACAUCUGAGUCUAACACUGUGUUCUCAUCCUGUCUGUCGUCCUCUCCAUCCUCCCCGUUUUCUCUUUCUCAAAAUAACACUACAACAAGGAAACAAAGACAGCAUCUCCACAUCUGCAUGGACAGUUAUCUGUUUUCUGACUUCCAUCUCAUCUCUCUAUCCCCCUGUGUAUCCCACUUACUGUAAUCAUUCGUCCUCCUGUCAUAUCUGUGGGACUGGUGUAUCAGAGGUGAGUGUAAGAGAACAGAGACAAAUAGGAAAACCCUUUUUAAAUGGUGUGUGUGUGUGUGUGUGUGUGUGUGUGUGUGUGUGUGUGUGUGUGUGUGUGUGUGUGUGUGUGUGUGUGUGUGUGUGUGUGUGUGUGUGUGUGUGUGUGUGUGUGUGUGUGUGUGUUGAGGCCACACCUCUUUUUAUCGAUCAAAGUUUUUAAGUUGUAUGUAAUAUAUUAGAAAUGAUCUAUUUUUAAUUAUUUUUUAAUGUUUCUUUUUUUUUAAUGGAGAAUUUUAAAACUGAUUUUAAGCUCUUUGGAUUCAUGUGUUCAUCUGUGUUUAUUUCGGUCUGACUGCAGUGUUGGUAGUGUUGUAUCAUACCUUGACAGGGGUUUGCCUGAUCUAGCAUUAUUGUCAACAAAUCUAAUGCAAAACAACUAAACCAACAAUGUUAUCUAUAUCUUACAAAACAGGUCCAAAAUAGUACAUAGUAUAUUCCAUUUACUUUAAAAUCCUUAACACUCACUGAAACAGCAAGUCACUGUAGUUCUCUGUGGACAUUUAUUAAAAAUAGUGCAUUUCUCAGACUAUUUUCAGCUACUAGCAGCACAUUUUAGUGCAAGCAAUAAACCUGCAUUAGACACAGUCACCUGUCAGAUAACUUUUACAAGUUGCAGUGCCAAAAUAUGUAAGGAAAAUAAAAAAUAAAAAGUUUUAAAUCUGGCACGCCAUGAUGAUGAUGUGGGAAACAAUCUGGCAUUAAUUUAAUAUAAUUUAGACAUUUUAUUUAAAUACAUUUUUAAUAUGAAUACAUAAUUCACUCAUUAACUGACUUAAAUGAUUAGGUCAUACUUGUGUUUUGCCCUGUAUAGUAAGUAUUAUGUACCUUUUUAGUAUUUUUGGCAGCACAGAGUAAUAAAAGACACAUACAGUAGGCUUAAUUCAUUUGUUAAGCUAUAAGAAGAAAAUACAUUUAUAACCAGCCGCAUUCUUCUUCUUGUAUUUGGUUACAUUUGUGCGUGAGAGCGAACUGCAGCACCGGAUGUUGUAGUAACUCCCUCUCUCCUCUAUGUGACUGCAGGUUCCUGAGGGCUGCAGGGUGGCCGGGCGAUUUGAUUGGCUGGUGGAGGGCUCACGCUGAUUGCUGAUUAUUGGUGGUGGGGGUGACACAAGAAAAGAGAGAGGUAGAGAGGGAAAGAGAUGAAAUAAAGACAGGUUGCAUGUUGCAUGCUCACAUAUCCAUAACCAGCAAAGCAUUCUGGGUUACUAGAGGCUGUGAUGGCUACCCUCCAUCACAUCAGGGGGGGGAACAUACUGGUGUUCUGCUCCCUGAGGGUUCAAACACUGUUUGACAGCAAAUAGAAACCAACUGCUGCUACGGCCUCACUAGUUAUGUUGUGUACAGUAAAAAUACAUGCCUAAUUGAAAGAUUGAGCUCACGGAGAACAGUAUGGUACCAGGACUUCCUCUUAUUGGUUGUGGAUUUAUAAUUUAAUGACAAAGAGGAACAUUUCCAGGAAACGUUUUCUGUGGGCCUUUUGUUGUGGGCGACCAUUAACACUUAUUUUGCUUGUUUUUGCUUAAACUAAUGGGUUCCUUAAAUCAUUAAAGAGCAUUUUGACAAGAGAUUCUCAUCACAAAAAAUAACACGGCAACUUUAAUUAAUGAAAUAUGGCCGAAAGCUUCGGAAAGAUCUAGUAAGUGAACCUUGUGAUGAGCUUUUUUUGGUCAAAGUUCUAUUUCCAAAGAAUGGACCCUUAACCUCAAAGUAGCUUUGAGCUGUCUCAUAACGACAUUUUCAAAGUCCCACUUGCCAUUUAUUCUAAAAUGUAUUUGUAAAAUAAUCUUAUAUUUCCAUACUAUAUUCUCCGAAUAGACAAACUGUUCCCCACUACUUUUGGUCCAGCUACUCAAGAGAGGGUAUCAGUGAAUUCUAAACUCAGACUCUCAGGGUUUGUCACAUUUGUUAGGGUCAGUUAUGCUUACAGUAUUUGCUAACACUAACAAUGUCAGUCCUGCACUCAUCCCUGUUGUCAUCAUCUGUGCUCUGUUGGUGAUGUUUGCCUGCCCGCCCGCCUGAGCCACUCUGCUCCUCAUGCCUGCCCUCACCCUCAUACAGCCGCAUGUCCUUAACGUGUCCCAAACAUGAUCACACGUUUCAUGUGUGACUUUAACUGCAACUAUAUGAGUGUGUGUAACUUUGGAUGUGAGUUGUGUGUUGAAUGCUGCAUCAUCCCGGUGUAUUUUGAUGUCCAGCAUGAGUAUGAUUUUGUGCAUUUAACGUCAUUAAGUUACUCAUUAGACAGAUAGCAGGCCGAUCAGGUGAACACAGGACCUCUCUACCACUCUUUCUUUUCCCAUCUUUCCUAUCCUUUACUUCCUGGGUUCUACUACCCCCAUUUGACCAGCAGAUGGAAACCUUUGCUCACAAAACCAUGGCUCAUCUUAAGUUGAACUGGACCACCUUAAACAACACUAAACAUGGAGGAGCACCAAUUUUUUUUUGCAGUCAGACUCUGCCUUAAAACUCCAUUUUGUUUUACUUUGGAUGGAUUUUUGGAUGUCUCCACUCUUCUGCCUGACCACAUCUCCCAUCAGCCACCUGGGCUCAGCCUUACCUCCUCGGGGACUCUCAACUGCAUCUCCAUUAUCAAAAAAGUUUUUUCCCAUCUUAAUUGGUUGUAUUUGUGAAUGUGACCACAGAUGCACACAUGUAUCAGUGAUAUGUAAACACCCUAUGGAAGGCCAAAUGGGCCGAAAACACAUGUUGAAUUUUGGCACGUUUGGCUUUCCAUACUUAAUAGUAUGUAAGUGUGUCUACAUGUGCCUGCGUUACAUGUGUGAUGUUAGUUUUUACCAUUGAAUGAAUUGUAAAUAUUAACAUCUUUUAUGUCAUGCUGAAUGUUUUUCCAUAGUGAUUGUUUUUAGGUUUGUUUGACACUCUUCAUGACAGACAACAAGGUUUGAAUUGAACUGAUGCACUUUGCCCUGAAGUACUACAGCAUUUGAAUCUGAUUAAAUGAAUUAAAGCGAAUGAAUGAAUGAAUGAAGGUCUGUGUUGUCUGCUGAGAGGCGUGAACUUAAUGAAUGACCACUGUAUAGCAGCGAGAAACAAAAACGGCUCUAAUAAUUUCCUCUUCCUGAUGGUUUUUAUACUCUUUUUGUAACUCUUGACGAGCAAUGACCCACCUUUUUUUUUGCAUGGUUUUCUAGAUUCUUUACAUUAAUUCUUUGUGUGUUUUGGUGAUUGUUUUAACCAUUCACUUUCUCAACAAAACACAAUUGAGGUUUGACUGUUCUGUUGAUGCUAUUUAAGACAAAAAUGCCACUAAUAAUUCAGCUGCUUUGUGGUUCUUAACAGCAGGAGGCUCCGUAGUGGUCAGUGUUUCUUCUAUGAAGCUGUGAAAUGUACAGAAUGAUGCUGUCGGGGAUGUUACUUGAACUUCAGUCACAGUUCUCCAAAUGUUCUCUCCUAUCCGGGUCCAUUUUGCAUCGGAUAAAAACAAUAGAAGUUUGAGAGAAAUUAGCUUUCCACAACAUAGGACUUUUUACCAUUGGAACAGAACCAGGCUAGCUGUUUCUCUCUGCUCCCAGUCUCUAUGCUAAGCUAAGCUAACCGACUGCUGGCAGUAGCUUCAGAUAUACUGUAAAGGUUUGAGAGUGGUGUAGAUCUUUUCAUCCAACUCUUCACGAUAAAAAAACUUUUCCCCCAAAAUAUCCAACAGUUUUUUUCCCCUCUACUCGAUAUUUUUUUAGCCUGGGGAUGCAAAAUGGUGCAAAUGAAAAUAACCCAUUCCUUCACUUUGGUUUGAAAUAAUGAUGCCUUGUAAACGCAUACAUCGAUCUAUCAGUGCUUUCAAUUUUGUGUACACAUCUGUCGUCAUGGUUAGUUACAUCUGCUAGCCUGCUUGCUUUUCUUUAAAAUUAGCUAUAACUACAUGUGUUUUGCCUUUUUUGAAAACUAAGCCGUGACAUAAGAUGCGUGCAGUAAAGUGUUGCAUAUUAGAUUUAUUUUUGUUCCAAUGGCAAUACAGUCAUAACGUCGAAUCACAUUUCUAUGGUUAAGCAGUCGUGGGUGCAAAUAGUUGUUUUAAACUUUUUAUUUGCUAUUUUUGAUUAAGUCUAUAAAUUGUCAAAUGAAAUCAUGAAUAAUGCCUAUCAAUAGUUCUAACAGCCCAUCGUGAUGUCUUCCAUUGUUGGUUUUGUUCUACAAACUUUCCAAAACCCAAAGAUAUUCAAUUUACAAUAAUAUAGAAGAUCAGCACAUUUGAGAGUUUUUGUUUGCUAAAGGGCAUGGGGGAAAAAAAGCAAACCACAUCAGUUCAAGCACUAAAACCACUACAUUGCUUGUAAUUGAAUAUUAUUUUAUGGUGGAAAAGAUAAUCCACUGACAUGAAGAUAUAGGCAGUGAUAAACAAAACAGUCCUCUCUGUUUCCUGCUGAAUUUGUAUUGAUGUUGCCAUGAUGAUGCUUGUAUAACAUUUAUACUAACUCUUAAACAGACGGUACACUCGAAAUGUUUCAUAUUCUUCAUUUUCAGACCUAUUUGGAGUGUACUGUCCCUUUUAAUCAAAGAAUACAUGUCAGUAGAAACGCAGCACCUUUGCAAUCAGUCAAACUUAGAAACAUUUUCUUCUUAGUCAAUUAAUAUACAUAUAAAAACUUUGAGCUCAGUAAAUGUUAUAGCCACUUAACUGUACUUCUGGAUAUUAUGCAAAAAUAGAUAACAAAGCAGCUUUAAUAAAGUUCUUGGAACGGUUCUUUAGUGAAACCUGCCAUGCUGUGAGUGGGGUGCUGUUUACCACCCAGAAAAAAAACACACUUCUACAUUCCUCUUGUUUUUGAACGCCGAUCAUGUUUGUCUUGUGGAAGCUCUGUACAGAUUAUUCUCUCAGCUCUUUAACUCACGAUAAAAACAUUUUUUUUAUCAGCAUCAACAUCCAAUCACAGUAAAUAAAAACAGCAGCAGGUACAAGGUGAUUCUGAAUGAUGUUAACAUCCAUGUAAAUGUUUUUUUACCAUGUUGUAUGUUGUAAUAACCAAUGGCAGUACUUCCCUUUCCAUAUUGUUGUGCACAUCUUUUUACUUUGAAUGUUGUCAGACACUUUGUUUUUUCUUCUUCCAAGAAAUUGUUCUAAUAAAAUAAGCAGCAAUGGAAA
This is a messenger RNA of Notothenia coriiceps (black rockcod), 7184 nucleotides long. It is a transcript of the gene fnbp1l, whose product is annotated as formin binding protein 1-like. The transcript has 15 exons. The record is from RefSeq and is a predicted model, not a curated record. Gene Ontology annotation, biological process: signal transduction. The annotation marks the transcript as partial. Lineage: Eukaryota; Metazoa; Chordata; Actinopteri; Perciformes; Nototheniidae. Gene Ontology annotation, molecular function: protein binding.